Messenger RNA from Heterostelium album PN500, 747 nucleotides. RefSeq lists its product as uncharacterized. The transcript has 2 exons. The record is from RefSeq and is a predicted model, not a curated record. Gene Ontology annotation, molecular function: aminoacyl-tRNA deacylase activity. The coding region runs from base 1 to 747 and encodes 248 amino acids. Lineage: Eukaryota; Evosea; Eumycetozoa; Acytosteliales; Acytosteliaceae.
AUGGAAGUUGAAGAACAAAGAAAAUCAGACCUUUUAGAGAGACAAAAUCAAGUCAUUACAAAUCUGAAUGAACUAUCGCAGAGAUUAAACAAUCUGAUACCAAGACAAGAGAUAACAGAGAUUCAAAAACAUGUUGCAGACUAUACAUCUUCAAUUGACUUGAAAUUUAAAUUACAAAGAGUACCAUCACCUUAUUAUACAUGGACAUUGGAGCAGAGAGCAAACUAUUUAGGUGCACCAUCGAAGCAAUAUCUAUGUAAGAGUAUCAUCAUGGAGAAUACCGAGUGUGUCAAUCAAGACAUGUCCGAUCCAUUCAACAGUCGAUACUAUCUGGUGAUCAUACAGUAUACCACCAAGAUUCAGAAUCAAAAGGUUCUGAAAUUCGUAAAGUCAUUGCAAUCACAAUCAUCGUCAUCGACAGCAGUCUCUGGUGCCAACUACCGAUUCACAUUGGCACAGUCAGAGGCAUCACAUGCAAUGACUGGCUUCGAAUACAACGCAGUCUGUCCGAUUGCAACCAAAGUAAACAUACCCAUUGUCAUAUCGAAAUCAAUCUUUUCCUUACCAAAUCCAACUGUUUGGCUGGGCGGUGGUGAAACCGAUCUCAAACUUGUUGUAGACAUCAACGAAUUCAAAGAAAAAGUAGAAAACAAUGCUAAAAAUCAUGUAUUCAUUGCAGAUGUGGUUUAUGAUCAACAAUCGACAACAACAUCAAAUAAUAAUAACAACAAUGAUGGAGAAGAAUAA